AUGAUCAGACGGGACAGCACACUUGGCAGAGAUGACAAAACCUGGUGGAGGCAGGAGACGUCGACAACCCAGCAUCACCUGAAGAACUGGAAGGUGUUGUUAUGGGUGGUGGCGUCGUUGCUGACACUGGUGGAAGAUGUGUUUUCUGAGGACAGUAAAGAGGCUCAGUCGGAGAUUCAGCGUGUCCUCAAGCAGCCCUCCUGGUCUCCUGCAGAGGACCUGGAACAGGACAGCAGUGUCCACAUUCCCUGGCCUGAUGCCUUUGAAGAAUUGUCACUGUCGAAGGAAGAGGAAAUUCACCAGGAUAGAUGGCGGCGCUCCCCCCGUAAACCACACUUGCCCAGAACAUCAAGGAAGAACCGCACGAAGACCAAAAGCAGCCGUGACUGCCAUUUGGAGAGGAAGGAGAUGCGGGUGCGGGAUCUUGGCCUCGGCUAUGAUUCAGAUGAGAUAAUCCUCUUUAAAUACUGUGUUGGCACAUGCCACAGCUCCCGCAGGAACUAUGACCUGGCCCUCAAGACUAUGAUGGACAAUGGGAGCAUCUCCGGAAAAAAGGUCAGCGGUCACCCCUGCUGUCGGCCUACCCGCUAUGAGACUGUGUCCUUUAUGGACACCCAGACUACAUGGCAGACAAUUAAGUGGCUCUCUGCAGCCAACUGCAGCUGUGUGGGCUGA
Messenger RNA from Pleuronectes platessa (European plaice), 675 nucleotides. RefSeq names its product neurturin. The record is from RefSeq and is a predicted model, not a curated record. Gene Ontology annotation, molecular function: glial cell-derived neurotrophic factor receptor binding; receptor tyrosine kinase binding; growth factor activity. The coding region runs from base 1 to 675 and encodes 224 amino acids. Lineage: Eukaryota; Metazoa; Chordata; Actinopteri; Pleuronectiformes; Pleuronectidae. The transcript has 4 exons.